Molecule: messenger RNA, 2165 nt
Organism: Dendronephthya gigantea
Lineage: Eukaryota; Metazoa; Cnidaria; Anthozoa; Malacalcyonacea; Nephtheidae
Exons: 2
Coding region: 203-1768 (521 amino acids)
Source: RefSeq, a predicted model, not a curated record
CAUUCUGUCAUUCGACUCAGCUAUUGUGUGAGGGCAAACAAUUACCACUGGUCGCCACUUGUACGCCUCGUGUUCGCGCCUUCUCGCUAAUCUUUGUUUUAAUUAGACGAUCGAGCUCAAAGCUGACUGAAAUAUAAAGGCCGGUCAUAUUCAUUCAAGUUUUCAUUGGUGUAACAGCGAGAAGAAGCUUGGCACUACCAAUAUGAAGCAGAAUCCUACAACAGACAACACCAAAGACACUGAAAGCGUAAAGAUGAAUACGCUUGAAACGAAAGGCGAAAUUGAUCACAAUGAAUGCGGUAGAACGGAGUACCACGGUAUUGGUAUGGCAUAUAUUUAUAUUCGUGGCAAGCUGAUGUUCACAAUGAGUGAAGUGGCAAGGAAUUUGUAUCCAAAGUGGCCUAGAACGACGUUAAAUGAUCGAGUUAGACAAAUGAAAAUAAAAUGGUAUACAUGUACAACGAAUGAAAUAGAGAAAGUUUUAUCUGUGAGAGGAAUCGUAAAAUUUGGCGUUCAUUGUACGCUCAUUUCUAAGGAAGACCUUGACAUGUUUAGCAGCGUCUACGAAGUAGGAUCUUUGGCCGAGAAAAGGCUCUCAUUCAAACGAACGUUAUCAUCAGCAUCAAGUAAAGUAUCUAAAAGCAAAGAAAAAACACUGGCCGGGAAAGGAAAAACAACGAGUAGAUCCACUACCAAGGCACAAUCGAAGACAACCUCCGUGCUUCGUAAUGGCAGUGCAAAUAGCGAGCAAAAUCCGGGCAAUAAAGCGAACAAAGGCAAAGCGCGUGUUGUUGUUAAAGACAGUAAGCUUGACAACGGCGAGACACCCAAGGGACAUGCGGUCAGUGGAAAACAAUCACAAUUAAAUGGUAAACAAUCGCACGUGGCUAAAGCGGCCUAUGAGUGUACGGAUAAAAAAUUCAACAAAGUCAAGACCGAAACAACGAAAGUCGAUGGGAACCCGAGAAAGCGAAGACUUUCGAGCAUUAGUUUGAAAACUGAAGCUCGGGGUGAAUGGCAUGAAUAUAUUCCAACAAAACGACACCGUAAAACGCACGAUGCAAGUUCACCGCUCAGUGAUUCUCUCAGCUACGAUAGCGGAGUCUCGUCCCUGCAACUCGAUCAUGACGCUUCGACCCCGCGGAAGCCGGGUCAUAAGCCAGGUCAUAAACUAGGCAGACCCGCAACUCCAAAGGCAAAGAUCCAAAAACAAUUGAAAAUAAAAGAAGUGAAGAGGAAAUAUCGGAGCAUUAAAGGCAAAAAAGCUAAAACGAUGCCAAAACAGACCAAUAAAGUGGUUGGAAGUAAAGGGAAACGUGAAAUCGUGAAAAAAGGGAGAAAGAGCAAGAAUGACAAAGAAAUAAAAAAGAGAAAAAUUGGUUGCCCCAACACUAUAACCAAAGAUCUGAUAAUGAAAAUGGACUUAAAACAUAUGAAUGAUAAGGAUUUAAUCAAUUCAUUUUCACCAUUAUCAUCCCCAAUGGAUACUAACACUACACCAUCUGAAGAUCAACCCUACCUUGUUAAGCUAAUGCCAGUCAAACCAGUUUGGAGAGUGAAUUCCAGUUUCAAGUUUAUAUCAAACUUUCAGCUGCCUCCAUCUCUUGUUGUCCAGGAUGGCCAGCUUAGCCCAGCAUGCAGUAUGAUUUGUCAUCCUGGGAAGAAACCGCCCUCUGCACACCCCAUUUGGAAGUGGAAGGUUGGGGAGCCCGUCAUCAGUAGUAAGACUGUUAUCAGUUAUCGCAUCAAAAAGGUUAAAUUUACCUAAACUUGAGAGUGUUGCUUUAGUUGUGGUUUAAAUAUCAAACUGACUAAUUGAUUAGUUAGUGGGGUUUGUUAAUUAUUUUUAGUGGCCUGGAAUAACUUGUCAUGACUGACAGAUAUAGUUAGAGUUCUUGCAUUGCUAGCAUUAUGUAAUCACUGUAUUGUUUUUUAAUACAUGAACUGAAAUGUUUCUCAUUUGUUAUAGUAUAGGUAUACAUAUGUACAAAAAAAGGUAUAAUGAGAGUUUCCCAUGAUAAAACAAUUGUAUGACUUCAGUACUGAAAGUUUAGUGCUUGUUGCAGAUGAAGUUCAUGCUCCUUCACAUAGUUCCAUGUUUUUACGGACGAAAUACCAGGGUUGGUGAUUUUUGCGAUGGUUGACCCUGCGUACCAAAUAUAAUU